Molecule: messenger RNA, 1236 nt
Organism: Auxenochlorella protothecoides
Lineage: Eukaryota; Viridiplantae; Chlorophyta; Trebouxiophyceae; Chlorellales; Chlorellaceae
Product: Glutamate-rich WD repeat-containing protein 1
Exons: 6
Coding region: 1-1236 (411 amino acids)
Molecular function (GO): protein binding
Source: RefSeq, a predicted model, not a curated record
AUGAGGACGAAGAAGUCCAGUAAAAAGGGGAAGAAGAAGUCUGCAUCCGCCAAGGUAUGGAUGCCCGGCGUGCCCGGCGCCGAGCCUGACGAGGAGGGGCUGGACUACGACCCCACCGCCUACACCUGCCUGACCACGCUGAGCCUGGGCUGGCCCUGCCUCAGCUUCGACAUGCUUCCCGACGCGCUGGGCGACCAGCGCACCGCCUUCCCCCACACGCUGUCCUUUGUGGCGGGGUGGGUGGGGCGCCCGGCCGCCCGCCUGAACAGCCUGUCAGUGUGCUGCGUGACCAACCUCACCGCCCUGCGCCACGGCAAGGACCCGUUGGACGACUCCGACUCGGACAGCUCCAGCUCCGAGGACGAGGACGCCGACGGCCGCCCCGCCCCCGGCCCGGGGUCAUCCGCCUCCGCGCCCGUGCUGCACAUCCGGCGCGUGGCGCACGCCGGCGCGGUCAACCGCGUGCGCGCCAUGCCCCAGUCCCCCGCCCUGGUGGCGGCCUGGUCCGAGGCCGGGAGCGUGGGCGUGUGGGACCUGGGCGCGCCGCUGGAAGAGGCGCGCGCCGAGCCCUCGCCCGACGCGUCGCGGUCGGAGCGCCUGGCGCGGAUCGCGCCGCGCAGCCCCGCGCCGGCGGGGAAGUGGGCGGUGGGCGCGGCGUACCGAGGGCACCAGGGACCGGUGGAGGACCUGCAGUGGUCGCCCACUGAGGACACCGUGUUUGCCAGCGCGGGGGCGGACCAGACGCUGCGUAUCUGGGACACGCGGGAGAAGACGAAGCCGAUGCUGACGGUGGCGGCGCACGAGGCGGAGGUCAACGUCGCCGCGUGGAGUGCCAGCACGGCCUACAUGCUGGCCUCGGGCGGCGACGACGGCCUGCUGCGCGUCUGGGACCUGCGCGCCUUUGCCUCGGGGCAGUACGUCGCGUCCCUGAAGUACCACAGCGCGCCCAUCACAUCCCUGGAGUGGUCGCCGCACGAGUCCUCCAUGCUGCUCUCCACCGGCGAGGACGGCCAGACCGCGGUGUGGGAUCUGGCCCUGGAGCGGGACCCGGAGGAGGAGGCGGCGCUGGCACCGGAGACGAACGCCGCGGUGCCCGACGAGCUGCCACCGCAGCUGCUCUUCGUGCAUGCCGGGCAGCGAGACGUGAAGGAGGGGCACUGGCACGCCCAGAUCCCGGGCCUCAUGGUCACCACGGCCGCCGACGGCUUCAACCUGUUCAAGCCCGCCAAUGUGUGA